GCUGUCCUCCUGCAGCCAUGCCGGGCUCCGAGCCGGGCCAGCCGCCGGCCCCACCAGCUCCCACCGUGGAUUUCCACCAGGAGCUAGAGUGUCCCCUCGAGGUCCGCCACCGCUGUGGGUCACUGUGUGACCAGCGCCGUGCCAUAGACAACACUCAGGCCAGGUUCGUCCAUUCCAGCGAGCACCAGCAUGGCAUCUUGACACCCAGGAUCCUGCCAGUGUUGGCUUCUCCUGUCUGCUGUCAUCACCAGUCGGAUGAGAAUCUGGAGAGCUCCAGCUACCGGCUCAAAACCACCAUCCUGGCAGAGAAUGAGGUGGAAGCCAACAAGCUCUCCAAUAACUACAAGUUCGGCUUCAAGAAAUGGAAGAGCCACGUGACCGCCCGGCCCUGGGAGGACCGCUCGGAGAUCACAAAGGAGCUCUACUCGGACCUGUGUGUUGUCCGAAGCCCAGCGGGCUCCACGGUGACCUGUGGGAAUGUUUUCUACCUGCUGCUGUUCGGCUGGUGGGUCUCCUCGGUCUACCUCCUGGUGUCUGUGUUGAUGUUCCUCUCUGUUCUGGGAGCUCCUUAUGGGAAGCUGUGCUGGAGCCUGGCUGGGUAUUUCCUGUGGCCGUUUGGGAAAGUGAUCCAGAAGGUGUCACUCUCCCCCAGGACCAUCAGGAAAUUGGGCGAGGCUGAAGUCUUCCCUGAACUGAGUGCGGUCAAGGAAACAAGUCCUCUCCUCUGCCACCCCAACGUGAGCCGAGAGCCUGCGGAGGGCUGUACCUCAAAGCUUCCUACCAGCCACUGGCACCGGGUCAGCACAUACAUCUGGCUCCUCCUGGGAUUCCCCAUCUUGGUGGUCACCCACGUCCUGGUCUGCUGCUGCUCCUGGCUCCUGGUGGUCAUCAUCCCCAUUGCCAAGAUGAGUGUGAGGACUGUGACCAGAGUUCUGCUCGAGGCUCCGGAGCAGGUUCACGUGCAAUCGGCCAAGGAGACAGAGAUCUCUCCAGAGGGAGAUGUCCUCUUGUGCUGUUACCGGGCCACCAACGCCUAUUACUACAAGUACUCAGUGGAUGGCAUCAAUGUCUUUGCUGUCAACCUGCUGCCUCUGGUCAUCGUGACGCUGGUCUUGGGCUACAUGGACAGCCAGAACCAGUACACCAGCUCCCUAGUCAAGUUCACCCUCUCUCUGCUCUCCAUCAUGCCUCUCUCCUACUACAUUGGCAUGGCCAUCGCCAGCAUCUCCGCCCAGAGCACCUUCGCGGUGGGCGCCGUGGUGAAUGCCACGUUUGGCUCCGUCAUCGAGCUCACCUUCUACAUCACUGCGCUCAUCAAGGGGGCUCACGAGGGGAGCAGGUGCUACGAGGAGGUGGUGAAGGCGGCACUGACGGGCACCGUGUUGGGCUGCACCCUCCUGGUCCCGGGCUUGUGUAUGGUGAUAGGUGGGAUCCGCCACCCGGAGCCGCGCUUCAACAGCCGCUCGGCGGGCGUCAGCUCUGCGCUGCUCUUCCUGUCCGUGGGAGGUGUGUUCGCCCCAACCCUCUUCUCCAAAGUCUACGGGCGGCUGAUCUGCGAUGAGUGCCGGAACGUUACCCAGAACCCCUCAGGGCACUACCUGUGCCAGACCUGCCACUUGGACUUGGUGGAGAACAAUGGCACGCUGUACUACAGCCAUGUCCAGCCCUUGGUGUACACGGUGUCCCUGCUGCUCCCUUUCGCCUACCUCAUUGGCCUCUUCUUCACCCUGAAGACACACUCCCACAUCUACGACAUUCACGUCAGCGAUCUGCCCGGGCACCACCAUAGAGCUGUGGUCCACUGGCCCCGCUGGCGGGCGCUACUGCUGCUGCUCCUGUCCACCUGUGCAUGUCCGCCUGUGCCGACCUGGCCACUAAGCACAAUCAGCCCCAUUCUGGAGAGCUCCACCGUGUCCCAGUAUUUUAUAGGGGUGACGGUGUUGGCCAUGGUGCCCGAGCUCCCCGAGAUCAUCAACGGUCCAGUUUGCCUGCAGAACAAUCUCAGCCUCAGCAUUGAGAUUGGCAACUGCAUCGCCGUGCAGGUGUGUAUGCUGCAGAUCCCCAUCUUGGUGCUCUUCUCCAUCUUCUACCCGACGGGGUUCAAGCUCCUCUUCAGUGACCUCCAUGUCUACGCCAGCAUGUUCAGUGUCAUUCUCAUGAACUACAUCUUCAUGGAUGGCAAAUGUGACUACUUCCAAGGUACUGUACUGGUAAUGGUCUACCUCAUCCUUCUGGCUGUGUAUUUCUUUGCCCCUUCUCCAGCUGGCUGCUGACCUCUGCCCCUGCUGGACUGGAGAGAGGAGAAGAGGAAGAGAAUUGUCCCUUUUGCACCUCAGGGAGAGAAAGUGUGUAUGUAUGUGUGUGUGGUGUGAGCCCAUCUGGUUUUGAAUCCUUCAGGCUGCAUCAGGAAGCUCAGUGUGUCCAAUCUGGGUCUUCCCGCCCCCCCCCCCCCCGCCCACCCCUCUUUUAUACUGUGGAGAUUAUUAAACUCUUUUGCACUGAAA
Molecule: messenger RNA, 2504 nt
Organism: Ornithorhynchus anatinus (platypus)
Lineage: Eukaryota; Metazoa; Chordata; Mammalia; Monotremata; Ornithorhynchidae
Product: putative cation exchanger C521.04c
Biological process (GO): intracellular calcium ion homeostasis; calcium ion transmembrane transport
Cellular component (GO): endomembrane system; membrane
Molecular function (GO): calcium:proton antiporter activity
Source: RefSeq, a predicted model, not a curated record